Puntigrus tetrazona (Sumatra barb) is the source of this 1108-nucleotide messenger RNA. RefSeq lists its product as uncharacterized. Lineage: Eukaryota; Metazoa; Chordata; Actinopteri; Cypriniformes; Cyprinidae. The transcript has 5 exons. The coding region runs from base 37 to 813 and encodes 258 amino acids. The record is from RefSeq and is a predicted model, not a curated record.
AUUGCUUUAUUUUUUUGUUUUUCAGAUGAAACCGUGAUGAAGCUCUUCUUUGUCGUCGCAGUGUUGGUUUUAGAGAUCGGCUUGUCCAGUGUUGUUGCAGGCAGUGUUUUAGUGUUUGUGACGGAGGGAGAUUCAGUAACUUUAUACACUUUUGUUGUAACAAACCAACACGAAAAGAUUAAAUGGUAUUUUAACGACACCCGCAUCGCGCAAAUCAGCGACUAUCUCAGUAAGACCUGCACGGAUGUUCAGUGUAAUGAAGGCACUGAGAGAUUCAGAGACAGACUGGAGCUGGAUCCUCAGACUGGAUCUCUGACCAUCAUGAACAUCACAAACACAGACUCUGGAGAAUAUAAACUACAGAUCAUCAGCAGGAACAGCAUGAUUGAAAAGAUCAUUCGAGUCGAUGUCCAGAUGAUGGAUCAAAUGAAAACCAAGUCACUGAAAGAGGGGGAAUCUGUCACUUUACACCCUGGUAUCCGAAAGAGCACAAAUGAUUUGAUGACGUGGUAUUUCAAUGCUGAAAUCGCUAGAGAUCCCAUCGAGAUCUCUACAGGUGAUGAGUUCAAGGAUGCUGAUGGGAGGUUCAGAGACAGACUGGAGCUGGAUCCUCAGACUGGAUCUCUGACCAUCACGAACACCAGAACCACAGACUCUGGAGUUUAUCAUCUAGAGAUCCUCACCAACAGCAGCAGGAUCCUUCGUCAAUACAGCAUCAGAGUCAUCAGCGAGAAGAGCCUUAGCGGGACCGACUCUAGUAGGAUUGUGAUUCUUGUUAUGGUAUGUGUUGGAUUUGUUCUGGGCGUUGUGUAACAGGAUACUGGUGUCUGUUCCGAGGGUCUUAAAAUAUUCAAACAGCAAACAGUGCUCUGUAAUUGCUCAGCAGGCGUUAUGAGCAAUUGGGUCAUUUACGGUACAAAUGUAAAAUUAAAUGUAAAAACGUUUAACUGCUGUAAGCCUGUUAAGUUUUCUUAUUAUAUGCGACCACAAAACCAGUUGUAAGUUCCACAUGCAUAUUUGUAGCAAUAGCCAAAAAUACACUGUAUGGGUAAAAAAAAAAUAAUAUUGAAAUGGAAACUGGUUUGUCAUUCACACCAUAUUUUAUAUA